GGCUUCGUUGGCUUGGGAUGUUGGCGUUUACCCGAAAACGAUACAGUAGUAGCAAUAAGCUUGGAGGGAUCUCAUAAUGGAUUGGAAGGACUUUACUGGGAUAGGUCUGUAUUGUAACUGAUUUUUUAACUUAAAUUGUUGCACCAUUAUACUAUUCUGGGAAACUUCCCACCUACCCUCCCCUAAGCCAACUUUUUGACCUAAGUAAGUGUUAGUGUUGGCUUAGCGGAGGGGUUGGUGGGCAGUCAGUUCCUUUUACUUCAUCGGAGGGCCGGAACCCAUUGUUAAUGGAUGAAAAUUUGGGAUUGUUUGCCAUUACAAUGAGAGUUGUAGCCUGAAAAGUAAAUACAAAAUAACAAAUGGAAAAUUUCCUGUCUGUAAAAAGGUAUUUUUGAUUUCCCGUUUGGACCGUUGCAUCGGAAAUUUGUGUUCCAUUUCUUCAAACCCUGCUUCAGGCCUUCACGGCUAUUUAUCUAGGAAUGUAAUCGAAAGUUACAUCAGAAGCUAAUAACCCGGAGGGAGCGACUUCCAUGCGCUCUUGUCCGGAGUUUUCACGGACCAGUUUAUUUUAAGAACGAUUUUGGUGCAAAGUUUGAAUAUCUUUUAAAUUUCACAAACUAGUGAGCGAAACCGACAGACCGAAAAACGAUAGUUUAAUAACGUUUAGUUUACUUUUUGAUAUCUUAAACUUUGAAUGCGUUCAUAGACAUGGUGGAGAUUCUAUUUUCCCGUAAAAAGUGCCUUAAAAUGUGUCUAAAAAUAAAACUGGUCAGUAAAAACGCCGUAACAUAGGCCUAGUGCUAUAUAGUAUGGGAGUUACUCACUCUGGUUUAUGGGCUCCAGGCAAAUGAGGAACGUUAUGCCUCUAUUUCCGCCCUUGGUUUUCAAAUCUCUGAUUUAACUAACCUUGUCACCGAAGACCAUAAAUUGGGGACCGAUUCCUCUAGAUUCUCCAUGCAAAAAGAAGAUGUAAAUUCCGGUAUCAUUUCUUGAAACCCGCGCGUCGGUUCUAUUUUCUUAAAACCCACCUUUUAUCAAUCGAUAUCAACCUGGUCCCUGCCCACCACUUUCAAGCUUCCGCGGACUAGAAAAAAAAAACUGUUUGUUUGUUUUUUUGUUUGUUUGUUUGUUUUACCGUACAAAUGAAUAGCAUUGAGUUGUAUCUAUUAACGACAUAUUAAAAUGGCACAGUUUUCAUUGUAUUCUUCGAAAAUCUUCCUUUUUACUUUAUACAAUAAUAAAUGAAAAAAGGAUCAUCACUACUGGUCCUAGUACCUCGGUGCGACCAUACAAAUGGCAUUAACUUCAUUCUUUUUUUGUUUGUUUGUUGUUGGUUUGCUGUUUCAAAAUAAACCGUGAAUUGCUGACUGCGGAAUGAUUGAAAAUCUUGUCCCUAGUCUCCCUCAGUUUGCCAAAGCCUCUAUUGGAUUGCCUGGGACAUUAUUCCGCAAGAUGGCUGCCAGGCACCAUCGUCAAAGAUCGAGUUUUGUCUUGUUUACAACGAAGUCAUGGCUUUUAUUAUUCUUUUAUCCGAACUAAUGCAAUCCCUAGAACGUAAUCUUGGAAAAACGACCCAACUUCGUGAUGAAAAUGCUUUUAUUUUGCACAUAAACGGUCAAUAUGAUUGAAGCCUGCGAUUGAAAGUAUUAAGGUAGGUAGCAUUCACAAAGUCGUAAAAAAAUGAAACUAGAAUUUAAAAGGGCGCUGCGAUACUUGUUUUUUAAAACCAUUAGUAUGGUGCCGUGAGCUUAGAAUGCACGAAAAAAAGAAAACCGAACCAAUAUUUAUAGGUGGAAUCCUGUCACACACUGAUCCCAAAUUCAUGUAAUUCAGCUUAUAAUUUUGUUCCCUAACUCGACAUACCCUUCCUUGUAGAAGAGUUUGGUUUAAAAGUGUAGGUUGUGGAAAGUUGUCUUACUAGCUCUACUGCUGUUUUGCAGAGCUAAUUCCGUCACACAAUGUGCUGCAGUGGCUAAAGACAAAGGAUAUGAGUACUUUGCAAUCCGGAAUGGUGGUGAAUGCCUUUCAGGUAGAAACCUUUACUCUGGGUAUAAGGAACACGGAGAAUUAGACGAAUGCUUUGAUGGUGAAGGAGGUCAUGAUGCCAUGAAUGUGUAG
This is a messenger RNA of Porites evermanni, 2118 nucleotides long. The record is from the annotation of a GenBank genome assembly. Lineage: Eukaryota; Metazoa; Cnidaria; Anthozoa; Scleractinia; Poritidae.